AUGGCUCUCAAUUGGGACGCAUUCCUCAAUACUGAGGGUUUCAACCUACCGAACGACCAAUGGUCCGAUCUUUUACCACCUACGUCUGCCCCUCCCAACUCCCAAAUGCCUAAAUCCACCACCACCGACACGUCAGGCUCUUCACCUGAAGACGUCACCAAUUUUGACUCUCUUCUCGGAGGAACAUCAGGCGAUCCUUACUUUGACGACUCCCUGUUCUUAUCCAACGAUUACUUUCUCGGCGACCUUGACGUCCUCAAGCCCUUGGGCAACAACGUCGGUGGCGGCAGAUCAACCACCGAGUCGUCACCCGAGCCUACAGCAGGCACUGGUAACAACUCGCAAUCUCAGACACCGGCAUCGCUGGUGGACCAACUGAGCCAACAAUUACCCCACAUGUCGCCCGCUCAGAGGCAAGCACUUCAACGUGCUAACACCUUUCCUAACCCGGGCUACGAAUCUUUGUUUCCCAACAAUCUGGAAUCCGGUUUCGUUGAAGACCUCACCUUCCCAGACGGCCCGAAAGGAUCUUCAACCGCCACCAAGCCGGGGCUUGAGAGAACUCAAACAACAGUAACAGCAAACACUACCACAAAGCGGACCAAGAAUAAGCCGGACAUACUCUCGGCUUGCUGGACAUCGCCACUAUGCCCUAAUCAUGACCAGAUCGAUGGCACACCACCUAAUCCGUCGACGUGCGGCGGUGGGUGUGCUCCUUUCUUGUUCGCCGACCAAGAUGCUCUUCCAAGCAUUAGCAACCUGCUCUCAGACCCGCAGGAAGUCACCAUUGAGGACGGUGUAGUAGAAAUUCAGCGACGGCCCAAGAAACGAUCUGAAAGCGACGCGUCAGCAAACGGCUUCUCAACACGUCACUCUAGAAACGAUGAAUCUACCACAUCGCCGACAGACGAUCGGCAACGGAUGAAGAGCGAGACCACAGAAGACAAUUCUACAAAAGCGUCGCCUCAAGAUGCCGACGAUGAAAAGCCGAAAUCACGCCGACGACUGCCGCACAACCAGGUCGAGCGAAAAUACCGGGAAUCACUAAACACGCAACUAGAUUCUCUCAAGCGUGUCGUGCCCUCCCUUCAACAAAACAACCGGGCAUGCGACGGCGCCGACAUUGAGGACCUUCCCACACCCUCGAAGCCUAGCAAAGCAGUCAUUCUUGCAUCUGCGACUGCCUACAUCAAGCAAAUGGAGAAGGACAAGAAGAGAGUGGAAGAAGAGAAUCAGCUGCUCCGAACCAGGGUCAAGGCCCUCCAAGCACUUGUCAAGUGCGACGACUGUAGCCUGAUGCAGUACGUCAUGGAUCUCAAGAUCAAGCAGGCGAGUUGA
Molecule: messenger RNA, 1338 nt
Organism: Alternaria postmessia
Lineage: Eukaryota; Fungi; Ascomycota; Dothideomycetes; Pleosporales; Pleosporaceae
Exons: 1
Coding region: 1-1338 (445 amino acids)
Molecular function (GO): protein dimerization activity
Source: RefSeq, a predicted model, not a curated record